AUGGACACGGUUGACAAUGGCGGCCGUAGUCAGGCCAUCCUGAUCGUCACCGCAAUCUUCCUCGGGAUUUCCCUGGUGGCAGUUUGUUUGAGAUGUUUCGUUCGUACACGCUUGGUGCGGGCGUUUGGUUGGGAUGACAUUGUGAUGGUGGUUGCCAUGGUUCUGAAUCUGGCAUUCGCCAUUUGUGGAAUCAUAGGCGCCAAAAAUGGCAUGGGGAGGAAGUUGGCCCAUUUCGUGACAAGCCCUCCCACAAUCGGCGCAGAAAAUUUCCGACGAGCGCUUUUGUGCUGGUGGCUGGGCCAAGUCUUCUAUGUAACGACCUGCGUUGUCGCCAAGAUCUCCAUCAUAAUCACUCUCCUCCGCAUCACAGUGGACCGUGUUCACGCCUGGAUCCUAUACGCUGCUCUCUAUCUGGCCACCGCCGUCGGUCUGCUCUUCUUCUUCUUCACCAUCUUCCAAUGCCAUCCCGUGAAUCUAUUCUGGAACCGUUUGAGCGAGCGAGGCACCUGCGUCGACACCCAGAUUCUCAUAGACAUCGCUUAUGUGUACAGCGUGGGAACGGCCGUAACGGACCUGACCAUUGCUCUUCUACCUAUUGCUUUGAUUUGGAAUCUGCGCAUGAAGCGUCGUACCAAGGCUGCCGUUGCUGGGAUUCUGGGAAUCGGUUGUCUUGCGAGCGCGGCGGUAAUUGUCCGCAUACCGUUCGUUAAGCAUUACCAAGACAAAGAAUUCUUGUACAAUACCUACCAAAUCUCCAUUUGGUCCAACGUGGAAGCUGGGCUCGGAAUCACCGCCGGGUCCUUGACCACCCUCCGUCCCCUCGGUCGAUUCUUCAAAGGCGGCUCAUCAGGUUCACAUAGCCACUCCCAAAAUCGUACCUCGUAUCCCCUAUCCAGCUCUAUGGAACGAGGCGGGUACCGAGCGAACUCGAAGCGCGGCGACCAGGAGCGUGGCCAUAAAAUUUGGGCUGGUAGUGAGGUGGAUGAUUACCAUGGAGUGACAACGACUAUCAUGAGCAGUCAUCGGCCAAACCCCAGCAGCAGUGAAGAAGACCUCAAUCCAAAAGAUGACCGAUGGAGAAUGCGCGAUUGA
This is a messenger RNA of Penicillium chermesinum, 1092 nucleotides long. Its product is annotated as putative integral membrane protein. The transcript has 5 exons. The record is from RefSeq and is a predicted model, not a curated record. Lineage: Eukaryota; Fungi; Ascomycota; Eurotiomycetes; Eurotiales; Aspergillaceae. The coding region runs from base 1 to 1092 and encodes 363 amino acids.